This is a messenger RNA of Besnoitia besnoiti, 7872 nucleotides long. RefSeq lists its product as uncharacterized. The transcript is spliced from 16 exons. Lineage: Eukaryota; Apicomplexa; Conoidasida; Eucoccidiorida; Sarcocystidae. Gene Ontology annotation, molecular function: nucleotide binding. The record is from RefSeq and is a predicted model, not a curated record. Bases 1 to 7872 code for a protein of 2623 amino acids.
AUGACGGCGCGACCCCACGAGGCCCUGCGCCGGGAGAGGAGCCUCGCUCGCGGGGCGGUCUCUGCGGAGGCUCAGCAAGAAGACAACGAGGCGGAAGACAGCGAAGACGCGAACGCCGCAGGUCGCAGAGAAGCCUCUUGCGACACCGCUGAUGCGCGUCCGACUGCGGAGCCGAGAGACGAGCGCAGCGAGGUAGAGGGUUCCCGAAACUUCAAAGACCGCGAGCGAAGAGGGCAGCUGGGCAAAGGUUCCGGAGAGCUGUCGCUUCGACGAGAAAGCGAAAAGAGGAGUGGAGGCAGCAUGGAGCCCAGUGGCGGCAAGGCCCGCAGGGCGAGGGAGAGAGAGCGGAGGAAGACGAGGGACCGCGGGCGGAAGCGCAAGGUGGCAUCUUCACCGCUCGAGCGACGCCGCGCACCUCCCGUUCUCUACAGCACUCAGGGCCUUUCCACGGCGACCGCGACGCGGAGAAUUAUCGAGGCUGUCGAGGCGCUCGUCCGCGAGUUCCGCGGCGCGGACAGGGGCCUCGGCGGGAAGAGAGGCCCCCGGGCCUCGGCGCCCGCAGGGUCGUGCGGCGGACGCUGGGGGGCGUCGCUCGCGCGCGUCGUCUCUGCGCUGCCUGCCGCGGAGACAGGCAUCGCCGUCUGCGCCUUGACUGCCUCGGCGGCUAUGACCCUCGUGUGCAUUCUGCUGAAGCACUCUCACGGGGCGACGGUGUCGCUCGCGCGAUUCGUCUUUUUCCUGCCGCUUGUCGUCCUCGCCGCUUGGCUUGCCUACCGCAGCCGCACCAUUGAGCACCUGCGCGCGGUGUCGAAGCUUCAAGAGGCGCUGGAUGACUUCAAACAGCAGACGGGAUUUGCCUGCCUGUCUGCAAUGCCGUGGUCCGCGACCCUGUGUUCGCCUCCGCCCAUUUCGCUCGCGGCGCCGCAGGCCUUUUCGCCUUCGUCGUCGUCGGCGCUCUCGGGCCUAGGCGCGCGGGGCCUGCGCUGCCCGAAGGGGCUUCCUUUCGCGGCGCCCUCGGCCGCGCCGGCGGCGCAGGCUCACGCGCGUCCGCAGGACGUGGUGACUUGCUCUGCGAGCGGCCUGGGCGGCGCCCACGAACCGGACUACGCGCGUCUCUCGCCUGCCCAGAUCUUCGCCGGCCUGCGGGAGCUCGUCGCCGAUCCCGACGCCGGACCGCUGCGCGGCGCCCGCCUAGGCGCCGACGCGGCGGCGGCGCAGGCAGGGGCGUUCGCGGCCUCCGCGCGCGGAUUCUCGCGGGCGGCGUCCUUCGGCGGCGCGCGAGACGCCGACGCGGCAGAAGCCGCCCAGCGGCCCGUGCCUGAGGGAGACAGGCACCGCCAGGCGGGCGAGGAGGAGGCGCGUGUCCUCCACGAAUCUCCGCUGCCUGCCGCCUCGCUCGUCGCCGUCCUCCGCGACGCCCAGUGGACCACCAUCCCGCGAAACAUGCUUGCCGCCGGCGACAUCUUCAAGUUGCGCGCGGGCGACCCGCUGCCCUGCGACGCCGUUCGCGUGGUGCCUUCGUUCCUCGUCUCGCGGCGGCGAUCGCGGCGGAGGCCGGCCGUUCGCCCGUCUUCAUCUUCGCCCCCUCGUUGCGGCUCCCCGUCCUCUCCGCGGAAGAAGAGUCCGAAGGGGGAGCAUCCUGCGCGCGAGGGCAAGUCGGUGUCGCAGCCCGCCGCCUCGCCCUCGGCGCUCCACUCGCCGUCUGCAUCGAGGGCAGAUGACGCGAAGGCCACGCCGCGGCGGCGCGCGUCCUUCGCGUCGGCCGCGGGGUCGCCCGAAGGCCCUCCGCGCCGACGGUCGCGGCGCGAGUCUCUCUCGUUCCGCGGGCGCAAGUCGGGCGCCGCGCCGGGCCUAGAGGCCGCCAACGGAGACGCGGGUGGGGCCGCCUGGGCGCCGUCGCGGCGCCGUCCCUCCUCGCUGCCUCCGCCUUCGCUUUCCUCCUCAUCCGCCUCCUCGCCGGCGCGCGCCGCGCCUCCGCGUCCGCCGAAGCUCGUUCUGCGGCCGCUGCUCGCUCGCGGCGUCUACCGAGCGGGCGCAGUCUUCUCGCCAGUCUCCCGCAGCCCGCCGCCACCGUUCUCGCCUGCGGCCUCGACUGAAGGGCUCGACUUCUCCGGUUCCAUGCGGUCUCCGCCUUCGGCCUCGCCGACGCGCCUCGGCGCCCCCGCGUCUCCUGCUGCGUCUCCGUCUGUCGCCCCCUCGGGGGGCGACGGCUGCGCGGACGACGCAACCCCGCGCGCGCGUUCGGCGGGAUCCUCGCCGACGUCUCCCUUCUUCGCGCUGAAAGCGUCCAUGUUUCUCUCGCGGCCGCGGCGCGCGGAGCUUGCCGUCCUUCGCCUGCGCAGCCGCGGCGCGUCCGCCGCACUCGCGACGGAUGCAGCCGCCGGCGAGCCCGCCGCCUGUGUCGGUGGAGCGCCCUGCCGUCGAGCGUCCCCUUCGCGGCGCAGGGCGCGCGAGGCGCCUGAGGAGGGCCUUGACGAAGAGCUCCGCCGACAGACGCGGAGCAAGCGGCGAGAGAGACUCGAGGUGGAGACGGGCGAGGACGGAGAUGUCGCACGCGUCCUCAGGCACGCGCGCGGCCACAGGCGCGACCGACGGCGGCGCGGAGACAAAGAGGAGGCGCGGCUGCGAAGAGCCGAACGCGAACGACGGCGCGCAGUCAGCCGCGAGACCGACGGCAAGGGAGAAGGAAGGAGAAAGAGGGAAAAGGAGAGCCGGCGACGAGCUCGCGCGGCCCCCAGUUCGCGCGCGCGCGCGAGGCGAAGCGGACGAGGCGAAGACACACUCAGCGAUCACGGCAGGCGACGGCUUGCCGUCCCGCACGCGUGGACGAACGACGGGAGAGAAGACUCGCGCGGGCUUCAUCGGCGCGCGGAGGCGUCGGCGAGUCGCGGGCGCUUCUCGCGCGUCGUUGCAGACGCGUACGGGCCGCGCGGGAGGGAGGCUGCGCCAAAACACCGCGACCUCUGGAUGGAUUUAGCCCAACACGAAACGCAGUGUCCGCGGCGUGCAGACAGCCGCCUCCGUGGCGAGGCUCUCCACUCGCGGCCGCCGCCAGAUGUGCCGUCUAGCGACGCCGUCGUCGCCGCUGCGGAGAGCGACCCAGAGGCCCCAGAGUCUUCGUCGUGCGGAGACCGUCAACGCAUCUCUCCAUUGCGCGGACGACACCGGCAGAGGCCUUUUGUCUCCCCUCACUCGCCGCCGCCCCCCACACCGCCGUCGGCGUCUGCAUGCGCUGCACCUGGCGCAUGUUCGCCCGCUUUCCCUCCUCUGUCUCCCGAAAGUUCCUCCGCUUUUCUUCGCGCUCCUUUCGACUUUUAUUCCGCCGUUCCGCCUUGUCCCCCAGGGGCUUCCUCCGGGUCGCAGAGCCCCGCGGCGACCAGUCCCCGCAGCAGAGACGCGCGGCUGCAAACGUUCAGGCUGAUGCGGCUCUUCGCGUCGUCGCCCUCGCUCGCUGCCGCGCGCCCGCUUGAUAGCAACGCCGAGGAGGAAGCCGCCCUUCUUGCCACGGCCGCCGCGGAGGCAGCCCAAGGCGCAGGCGACGCAGAUCGCGAGGGCGACGCCAGCGAUAGGGACGAGGCGUUUGAGGACGCCAGCGACUCCGAGUUCAUCGAAGUUUGCCAGGUUGCGCCUGAACUCGCGUCCGCGACGUUUGUGGCGCUGCGGACGUCGUGUGUGGGCACGCUUCGAACCUUCCUCGAGGCGAGUCUGCGGAACCCCGAUUCGUCCCGAAGUCGCGCAAAAGUCCCUUUCUUCGAUACUGCAGACCUCGUCAGCCGCCGCGUCGCCCUCGUCUGGUUUAUCGCAUGCGCCGUGUGCAUCUGUGCCGUCAUCUUCUGGGACGUCGUCGGUUCCUCCGGCGCCGAGUCCAUCCCCGUUGGGCUCCGCAUCGCGCGUUGGCACCUGCCGAUCAACGUCACAGUCUGCAUGCUCAUGGCUUGGCCGCGAAUUCUCGGCGAGCUGACCGACAUCUGGGGCAAUGCGAGGCUCCAGUCGCUCUUCCAGGAGGCGCACUUUCGCGCGCGGCAGGACGCCUGCGUGGACGUGGAGGGCGAGGGGCGGAAGUGCCGGUCGAUCUCCUCGUCUUCGUGGACUUCCGAUACCUCCUCGAACGCCUCGCCUGUCUCCUCCACGGUCUCCGUCUCCAACGUGCCUCUGAGCAAGCAAAUCAAAGAGCUUAUCUACAUCUUCAAACGCGGGCUGGACGGGUCAUCGAAUCUGCUGCACAUCAUGAACAGCACGACCGUUCUCUGUUUCGUGGACAAGGAUGGCAUCCUCGUGGACGCGUGUCGCACGAUCCAGGAGAUCGCCAUUGGCGCGACAACCCACGCAGGGGGCGGGGGAGUCUCCGAGCCCCUGCCCUGUCUCUCGCCUGGCCGCCGCCCGUCGCUGGCUUGCCGCGGCGCGCCGCGAGACCGCGACGCGGAGGCCGAAGCGGAGGCGGAGGUGGAGACUCGCGGCGACGCGCAGAACUCCCUCCAGCCCUCGCCGUCUCUGCUGUCUGACGCGCCGCCGGACGUGGCCCUCGACGCAGACUUUGCCUUCAGCUUCCACGCCGAGGACGCAGUCCGCGCCGCCUUCCGCGCGUCUUCGCCGAGCGCGCCCUCGCACUCCGAUGCAGAAGCAAGUCGCUCUCCCGCGGUUGAGACGCCGAGACGCGAGCGCCCCAGGUCGAGCGCGAUCUCACGCAGAUCCGAGGCACUCGGCGCCGCGAAGCCGCGCGUCGAGGGCGACGACGACCCCGCGCAGGGCUUGGCGUGGGUCGGCGCCCAUCCGGCGCCAGGCCGAGUAGCCGGAGGCGACAGAACGGUCGCGUCGCCCUCGGCUCGCCCCUCAACGUGUGCAGCAGGCGCGGAGGAAAACAAGGGCGGCGGCGCGGGGGCGGACGCGGACGAGCCUGGGGGCGAGGGGAGGAGCGCCUCUCCGCGUCGUCGCUUUUUCCGGCCGUUACUUCUUGGCAAACGAGGCAGAGGCGAUGCCGGCCGCCGCGGGGCCCUCCCAGUCUUGUCGCCGGCGUCCUACCGCGGACAUGCGGAAGGCGAAGUUCUCUCACCUUCGUCUGCCUUCUCACCCGAAGCCUCGCCCUCCUGCUCGUCGCCGCCGCGCCUGCCCUCCUCGCCUGCGCCGUCCUCCUUGACCGCGUCACUCUCUUCUCCGAAUACAAGCCGAGGGCAGAAGCACUGGCGGGCCAGAGGCAAACGGGAGGAGGCGUCGGGACGAAGGUACGAUGAGCGUGACGCGGAUGAUGGCGCAGCAGCAGAAAGUGCGGAGGAGGCGAGAGCGAUGCAACAGCGGAGGCGGAGACGGGCGAGCAGCGACGAUGGACGGCCGUGGCUGGUUGGAGAACGCGCUGAGAGGGAGGAGAGGCGAGAAGAUGAGAGCGAAGAAGAAAGAGGAUGCGUGCUUGACGAGGAGUUUUUCGCGCUCGGCGACGCCUUCGUGGCUUUCGACAUCGGACACGACGAAGAAGGCCGAGAAGAGGCUUUGCAAGAGGCUGAGGAGGCCCUGAGAGAAGCGGAGGCGCUGCGAGAAGAGGCGUUUAGAGAAGAGGAAGAAGAAGAGGCCCUGCGAGAGGAAGAAGAAGCCUUUAGAGAAGAAGAAGAGGCCCUGAGAGAGGAGGAAGAAGACGAAGCUUUGCGCGACGAAGAGGAGGCCUUCAGAGAAGAGGAAGAAGCGCUAAGAGAGGAGGAAGAAGAGGCGCUGCGAGAUGAAGAGGCAGCUUUGACUGAGGAAGACGAGGUUUAUGGCCGCGACCAGCGAGGAGAUGAUGCUGAGAUAGAGCGGGAGGAAGACACUCGGCCUGUCACAGAAUUUCGCAAAAUCGUCCUCGAUCUCAUGAACGACGACGAAUGCGAUGCCGGCCUCCGCUUCGAAAAUGACUCCUGGAUUGAGUACACCACACAGAUCAAGCCCCUGGCACUGGCGAUGGCGCUCACGCAGCUGCCGCGUCCGAUUCGAAAAAGCUUCGCGGAUCCAAGCUGGCUGUUUGCCCUUUACGUCCAAGACCUGUUUCUGCCGCAUCCAGAUCGCCAGGUUGCGCACGCGGAGCUCCUCGACUGUCAGUGCAGCUUGGCGCGGAUUGUCGGCAUGCCCGAAAUCUUCUUCCAGAAUUUCCUCCCUCUCCGCUUCGCUUUGGCAGUUCAGCCGUCGCCUCCGCAGCGGCCUGCGCCUGCGCCGGGCCGGGCGAGUCUCUCCUCGCGGUUGUCGCCGCCCUCGCCGCCCUCGCCGCGCUCGGCGUCCGCGCGACGAGCGCCGCCGUCUGCGUUUUCGCUUCUGUGCGGCCUUCGCAAGCGGAAACCGGAGUAUCUCGCGGCGCAGCGCCUGCGUGAGGAACCUCAGCCGCCGGCGAGCGAAGAAGAAAACGCCGGCAGUCAGGGCGACGACGAGGGCAGCCGCGGCGAAGACGCGCGAGACGACAGCGACGCCGAGCUCACGCCGGAGGCGCACGCGGUUGCGUCGGAGGCGUGCGCGGUCGCUGGCGGCGGAGUGCGCGCGGCAUGCGGCGGCGCGGAGUCGGCUGUGGAGAAGCUGAGACGGCGAAGGGCGUCGCGGAAUCUCGGCAUUCGGCGCGUCACGUGGGCGGACGGGCCGCGCCGCCAAAACGAAUCUUCGCGAAGACACUCGAGCCCGAAAGACACCUGCGAAGCGGAGACAGACGCCGACGACGAGCUCGACGCCGGCGGCGCCGGACGUCCGCGAACGCCUACUUCGCGCAGCCGCAGCUCUCCGGCGUUUCAGCCGUCGCCGGUGUGCGCGGCUCGUCUGCCGUGGCCUCUUUCGCCCUCUCGCUCUGUCUCUGGGCGCCGGCGAAGUAUUCUCGACGCGCCGGAGGUGCCUGUGCUCGCCCACGAGGUUCGCGACCGCGUGAGGCUCCUGGCGGACUCCGCCGCGGACGUGCCAGCGCCUUGUUUCCGCGUCCUGGCGAGCCACGCGGCGGAGAGCCGUGACGCCCGCGGCUCGCCGGCCUCGCUGACGGAUGACGCGGAGACGGAGAGGGACGAGGAGGACGCCGGAAGGGACGAGUGCAGUCGCAGCGACGUGCGGCAGACCUUCGCGAGAGAGAAAGAGGACGUCGUCUCCACGUCGCGGGCUGCAGACACCUCGGGCUCGGUGCUCAUGCUGUGGGUUGUCCGCGACGCCGCCAGCAAAGUCGUUCAUCUCUUUGUCAAGGGCGCGCCGGCGUUGCUUCUGCCUCGCGUGAAGUUUUACCUCGACGGCCAGCACUUGCUGCCGUUCGACUCGGGCGCCGCGCACUCGCUGCUUGAGCUGAACAACCAGUGGCUCUCGACGGGUUUGGACGCGGUCGCGUUCGGGUACCGUCCGCUGCAGCUUGAGCAGGAGACGGCGCUGCUGUCGCUGCUCAAGGAGCAGUCGGUGUUCUCGAUUUGCCAGGAGUCUUCGCUUGCACCGGCGCUCUCGCUGGACUUGUCGACCUCUUCGCAGUUGCUCAGAGACGCGAGUUGCGAUCCGGCAAGCGACGAGGCCGCGGAGUCCGCUGCCGCGCGCGACCGCCGCGCCAACGCCGAGGACGCGCGCUCUGAGGCGCUCGGCUCGGGAGCGGCGGUGGAGGCCGGCGAGCGAUGGAUUUCCAUCCGCUGUCACAUCGGCGAGCGGAGUGCGGUCGGCGCACUUGCGCUGCUGCCGCGGCUCGCCGCCUCGUUGUCGCCGCGGCACUCCCACUCGCACGGGGGCCGCGCCUCUCGAGACGCCUGUCUGCGCCCCGCCGUUGGGCGCGCAAGCCCCGGCGCGGGGGGGGGCAGCGCCUCGAUGCGGGCAGCUGCGACGGCGAGGCAGCGUCGAUGGAGGCCUCCGGAGACUGCGAGCAGCGCAGCGAGGCUUCCUCGGAGACGUUUCGCGAUGACGAAGCGCACCUAG